AUGGCGUGCCGCAUGAUGCCCCGCCAUCUAACGGAGAGUUUUAGGGACUAUACAAACAGCUCACCACUGCCUGCCACUGUUGUUUUAUCGCCUGUCUCUUUUCUUUCAUUCCAUGGGCAGUACGAAUUGCUGAGAAACAUCGAACACAUUUGGCACUUGUGCGAGAUACUUUUCUUGGACGUCCAACCAGGCACAGCAUAUUUGCAGCAGCUGCAGCGCUGGGUUCAGAGCCGUUCUGCAGAUACCCUGGGAGCCCGAGUGCAGGAGCUGCUCGAAGAGGAUGAACCACACCGGGCUGUGGAUUACUGGGAUCAUGUGUAUAUGCUGGUCCUUCAGGCCAACCUGGAUGACGUAAGGAGGCUUCUCAGAACACACCCAAGCUCAGGCCGAGACGACUUUGUCAUGCUGGAUGAGCUGCUGCAGUCAGCACCACAGGGCUCCCACCAGGUGGCGUCGAGGGAGCUGCUUGUCUGGUGGCAGACAUGGCAGGCCCAGUGCGCACGUCAUCUUGCAGAUGGUGAUUUUUCUCUCUUGCCGGAGCUGGAAGUCAUCUGCAAGAUAUUAAUGGGGGACAAAGAAACUUUCAGAAAGCUAAGGGAGCUGUGCAUGACGUGGUACAACUACCUGGUUGCACUGGUGACCUAUACUCGGCCCACAGAUGAGCCACAGAUGCUGGCCGACUUGGCUGAGAACUGCCUUACCGCAUUUGGAGGGUUCGAAUCAACAGGAGGCAUGGACAGCAUUCUCCUGGCCGCAUUCAGAUUUGACUUGCCACAAGUUAUUCGAGAAGCCAGCUUAUUCCUGGACAACUGGUGGUUCUCGGCACACCUGUCGGACCUGCUCUUUCAUGCUGGACAGAUGGAGGCUAGCCAUGCAGAGUACGCCAGUGAAUUGAGGGAGCACCUGAUCCUGGAGUAUGCGUCGUCCCUCAUGACGCAUCACAGCCUCUGGCAGGUUGGUGUUGGCUACCUGGAUCAUUGCCCGCGACGUGGAAGGGAGUACUUGGAAGCCUUUAUCGAGCACAUCCCACUGAAAACCCAGGCACAAGCAUUGAAGGUUGUCGAAAUACUGGAGCGCAGGGAAAUGCCAGCAGUCAAGGACAUCUGCCAGACACUGGCAGUUCGUAUGGCGAAGAAGGGCCAGCUGGGAAUUGCGCUGACCUGGGCCAUGCGUUGCAAGAAUCCAAUAUUAACAUCAAGACUGGCAGACCAGUUCUUGGCUGAGUACAGUGAACGACGGGAACUGCCCUGCCUGGACUUGCUUGAGAACAUGGGCGAAAGCAUGUUGUUCAGUGACCGCCUGACAUUCCUUGCCAACUACCGGGAGUUCCAGCGCAAGCCCCCUGGCCAGACAGCUGCACGGCUUCUAACUGACCUCAUCGACUCGCAGCUUGCACCUCACUUUUUGUGGCCUCGUCUUCUCCGGGACGCAAUUCACACGCUGUCGGACUCAACGGAGAUUCUGCUGGAUAUGAAUCAGGUGGUGCAGUUGUUGAGUUGCCUGGAGGCAGUUUCUGCAGGAAGCACAGCAUCUGGAAAUGCCAUUGAUGUGCCAGAAUCGCAACAGAACUGGACAAAGACUGAAGAAAAGGAGCUUCGACGACUACUUUCUCACCAUCUGGUACAAGCAAUCACAAAGGAAGCCAGUGCACCACCCUGAGCACAGAACAGACCCUUCAGCUCAUUUCAAAUUGUUAACAUUUUUAGUGAAGCGCCAUUUAUAUGAACAGAUGAUGAAAUUUCAUUUAUUGCCGUGAAUAAAGUGGGAAUCAAGCCUG
This is a messenger RNA of Dermacentor silvarum, 1777 nucleotides long. Its product is annotated as nuclear pore complex protein Nup85-like. Gene Ontology annotation, cellular component: nuclear pore outer ring. The coding region runs from base 1 to 1659 and encodes 552 amino acids. The transcript is spliced from 17 exons. The record is from RefSeq and is a predicted model, not a curated record. Gene Ontology annotation, molecular function: structural constituent of nuclear pore. NCBI's taxonomy places the organism in Eukaryota, Metazoa, Arthropoda, Arachnida, Ixodida, Ixodidae. Gene Ontology annotation, biological process: protein import into nucleus; positive regulation of DNA-templated transcription; mRNA export from nucleus.